AGGGCGAAGGUGGAACGGAACUUCCUGUUCUCGCGGGAUCUAAAGGCGGGACUGCCACGUCCAAGCAAACCGGGAAAGGAGAGGAUCCCGGAGCCGCGUGAUGGCCAGAGGCCUGGGGGCCCCCCACUGGGUGGCCGUCGGACUGCUGACCUGGGCGACCUUGGGGCUUCUGGUGGCUGGACUCGGGGGUCAUAACGACCUGCACGACGAUCUGCAAGAGGACUUCCAUGGCCACAGCCACAGGCACUCACAUGAAGAUUUCCACCAUGGACACAGCCAUGCCCAUGGCCAUGGCCACACUCACGAGAGCAUCUGGCAUGGACAUACCCACGAUCAUGACCAUGGACAUUCACAUGAGGAUUUACACCAUGGCCAUAGCCAUGGCCACUCCCAUGAGAGCCUCUACCACAGAGGACAUGGACAUGACCAUGAGCAUAGCCAUGGAGGCUAUGGGGAGUCUGGGGCUCCAGGCAUCAAGCAGGACCUGGAUGCUGUCACUCUCUGGGCUUAUGCACUGGGGGCCACAGUGCUGAUCUCAGCAGCUCCAUUUUUUGUCCUCUUCCUUAUCCCCGUGGAGUCGAACUCUCCCCGGCAUCGCUCUCUACUUCAGAUCUUGCUCAGUUUUGCUUCCGGUGGGCUCCUGGGAGAUGCUUUCCUGCACCUCAUUCCUCAUGCUCUUGAACCUCAUUCUCACCACACUCUGGAGCAACCCGGACAUGGACACUCCCACAGUGGCCAGGGCCCCAUUCUGUCUGUGGGACUGUGGGUUCUCAGUGGAAUUGUUGCCUUUCUUGUCGUGGAGAAAUUUGUGAGACAUGUGAAAGGAGGACAUGGUCACAGUCAUGGACAUGGACACGCUCACAGUCAUACACGUGGAAGUCAUGGACAUGGAAGACAAGAGCGUUCUACCAAGGAGAAGCAGAGCUCAGAGGAAGAAGAAAAGGAAACAAGGGGGGUUCAGAAGAGGCGAGGAGGGAGCACAGUACCCAAAGAUGGGCCAGUGAGACCUCAGAACGCUGAAGAAGAAAAAAGAGGCUUAGACCUGCGUGUGUCGGGGUACCUGAAUCUGGCUGCUGACUUGGCACACAACUUCACUGAUGGUCUGGCCAUUGGGGCUUCCUUUCGAGGGGGCCGGGGACUAGGGAUCCUGACCACAAUGACUGUCCUGCUACAUGAAGUGCCCCACGAGGUCGGAGACUUUGCCAUCUUGGUCCAGUCUGGCUGCAGCAAAAAGCAGGCGAUGCGUCUGCAACUACUGACAGCAGUAGGGGCACUGGCAGGCACAGCCUGUGCCCUUCUCACUGAAGGAGGAGCAGUGGGCAGUGAAAUUGCAGGUGGUGCAGGUCCUGGCUGGGUCCUGCCAUUUACUGCAGGUGGCUUUAUCUACGUAGCAACAGUGUCUGUGUUGCCCGAGCUGCUGAGGGAGGCAUCACCAUUGCAAUCACUUCUGGAGGUGCUGGGGCUGCUGGGGGGAGUUAUCAUGAUGGUGCUGAUUGCCCACCUUGAGUGAGGGGUGGAUAAACUACCCCUGCCCCAAACCUCUACCCCUAACUCCAGGUCAGGGGUGCGUAGAGGUUGGGGGCCCUGGCCAGGGACAUCUGCCAAAGGAAGGAACUGUAGCCUGGGAGAAUGGUUACUUUGGCAUUAGGGCCUUCAAGGGCUGGCAGUCUUACAGAGGCUGGAGCGGUGAGAAUGAGAGGCCAGAGGGACCAUAGUGUUGGGCACUGUCUGACCAUGUUGCAUUUGGAGGGCUAAAUGGGGCCAUGAAGAAGGCUGGAAGGGACAGGGGGUGAUGGCAGCCUACCUGGUGUCCCCUACCCCACCUGUUCUCGGAGAACCAAGUUGCUACACAGGAAGUUCUCCAAGGUCCAGUUUCCUUUCUCCCACCAGUUGGUGGAGGCUUCAGGGAAGACCAGAGUCCUGGACAGAGAGGGUAACAGGAGGAGUCGGGGAUAAACAUCAAACAUCAAUCGUGUGUCCUGAUUUGGGAGUGAUUGGGGGGAUGGGGUGGGAGAGGGUUAGUUGGUAUUCUCAUGGCCUGAUUUUUUUUGUUUCUAUUCCUUUUAUAUCACUGUGUUUGAAUCGAGGGGGAGGGGUGGUAACCGGAAAUAAAGACCUCCGAUCUUCCGCCCCA
This is a messenger RNA of Pan troglodytes (chimpanzee), 2134 nucleotides long. RefSeq names its product solute carrier family 39 member 7 (gene SLC39A7). Gene Ontology annotation, molecular function: zinc ion transmembrane transporter activity. Gene Ontology annotation, cellular component: membrane. The record is from RefSeq and is marked provisional. NCBI's taxonomy places the organism in Eukaryota, Metazoa, Chordata, Mammalia, Primates, Hominidae. Gene Ontology annotation, biological process: zinc ion transmembrane transport; intracellular zinc ion homeostasis.